AUGUCGACCCUCGCCGAGAACCGCGCGCGGUCCGGGUCCAUCUACCUCGAGAACAAGGUCGCCGUCGUCACGGGCGGCACGGGCGUGCUGGGCACGGCGUUCUGCGAGGGCCUCGCGCUCGAGGGCGCGCACGUCGUCGUCGUCGGCCGGCGCGCCGACGUCGCCGAGGCGCUGGCCCUGCGCCUGGAGCGGACCUACGGCCGCGAGGCCCUGGCCGCGCCCGCGGACGUGCUCGACCAGCUCUCGCUCGUGCGCUGCCGCGACAAGAUCAUGGAGAAGUUCGGCCGCAUCGACGUGCUCGUGAACGGCGCCGGCGGCAACCAGAAGGGCGCCACCGUCUCGCCCGACGGCUCCUUCUUCGAGGUGCCGCGCGCGGCCAUCGAGGGCGUCUUCGAGCUCAACAUCACGGGGACGAUGCUGCCCACGCAGAUCUUCGGCGAGGUCAUGGCGCGCCAGGGCUCCGGGUCCAUCAUCAACGUGUCGAGCAUCUCGUCGACGUCCCCGCUGACGCGCGUCGUCGGCUACUCGGCCGCGAAGGCCGGCGUCGAGAACUUCACGAAGUGGCUCGCCGUCGAGCUCGCGCGGAAGCACGGCAACCGCAUCCGCGUCAACGCGCUCCAGCCGGGCUUCUUCCUCGCGGAGCAGAACCGGGCGCUCCUCACGAACGCCGACGGCUCGCUCACGGCCCGCGGCCAGACCAUCAUCGACCACACGCCCCUCGGCCGCUUCGGCGAGCCCAAGGAGCUGAUCCCCGCGCUGACCUUCCUCGCCUCGGACCAGUCCUCCUUCGUCACGGGGUCCAUCCUUACCGUCGACGGCGGCUUCUCCGCCUUCUCCGGCGUCUGA
Molecule: messenger RNA, 846 nt
Organism: Aureococcus anophagefferens
Lineage: Eukaryota; Pelagophyceae; Pelagomonadales; Pelagomonadaceae
Exons: 1
Coding region: 1-846 (281 amino acids)
Molecular function (GO): oxidoreductase activity, acting on the CH-OH group of donors, NAD or NADP as acceptor
Source: RefSeq, a predicted model, not a curated record